AUGACGGCUCGUAGAAAUAUAACUUCAAUCGACGACUUGGACGAAUCAGAACGCGAAUUUUUCUACAAAAUGCAGCUUUUCUACAUUAUUUUCUCUAUCGUUUGCUCUUGGGUCGCCUGGGUCUCAGUCUUUAUCCACUAUCACCUUAUCAGGGUUUUCAUGGCGACCUAUGCCGAGGAUAAAAAAGUAAGCCUUUUUUAUUCAUUCCAGAUUGACACUUAUUCAGAACUCCUACUUCAUCGGCUUCCUCAUCCUGGAAAUGUUCUCGUUGAUGAGUUUAUUCUUUUACUUCCUACUCAUCCCGGCCCAAUCAAUAAAGUUCUUGGAACAGUACCCUGCCCUGGCUUCUGUCUAUCGAGUUGUACCCACGAUGAUUACGGUAGUCGAAGGUUUCCUGUGCGUUCAACGCGUUGCGGUCUUCUACGAUAUUUUUCACACCUACGUGGGAAAAUUUAGAACGUUUGGAAGUCCUGCAAAUAGUGAAAUGGAAGUUGGUUCAGGAUUUGCCCGAUUAUAACUCUGAUAUCAAUGAUUUUCUUCGCAGUCUUGACAACUUUUGUAACUUCUAGCAGGUCAAAAGCAGAAAAACCGGAUAUCGAGUCAGACGUUGCGGCGAUGGUUGAAUUGGAAUGUUUGAGUUAGCGAAAAUAAUAUCUAUACAGAUAAAUUCUGCGGCUCGUAUCAUCAUAAGCUUGUUGACUAUCGUUGGAUAUCUGAUGAUUGUUAUCGUUAAAAAGAUAAGAAAACAGUUUGAAAGUGUUCAGACGAAUCAUCUGCACGUGAUCUAUCAAGCCCUUCCUCUAGCUAUUUAUUCAAUGGUGAGGAUACUUGUACAUUCCAGUUUUAUUGAUUUGAAACACGGGUUGACAAGGAAUACGCGUUGCGUGUGCGACGCGGCUUUUUGGCGGGAGGCACAAGGGUAAACAAUGGUGGUGGAAAUCAGGCUUGUGCAUCAGGCUGGGCCGAGCUUCGUUUCUUUGAAAAAAGCGUGCACGAGCUCAGGCCGGUCCAGGCUUCAAACAGUGUUUUCAAAUUUUUCAUCUUACCUCAGAAUUUGCAUCGAAAAAAUCUUUUAGGAUGUUAAAAAAAGUUCCAGUUGAUAUCUUCUAUUUAGGGCAGCCAAUAUUUGAUUUUUGAAACUAACAAAAACUAACCGAAAUAUAGAAAGCAUCACAUUUUGAGGUGUUCAACAAUUUUGAACUAAAAUAAACGUCAAAACUUUCCAAAAAUGGCCACUGAAAAAAAAAAAGCGACCGACUUUUCCAGGCCGUCUUACCGUAAGACUCUUACGUACAUAUGUUUCAGAGCAACGAGUGGAAAUUUUUCCUCCUUUUGGUCGAUAAUUCACUCGAUUCUUUGAUACUGGUCACGAACAGCAAACUCGAUUAUAUUUGUGAGUUUUUUUUUAUGUUAGUGGUUUUCAGAGCUUCAAACUGCAUUUGACCUACAACAAUAAUUAUACAUAUUACAGCGCUAGGCCUGCCAAUAUCCAUCAUGCUCGGCAACAAGCAGAAACGGAAAAUGCUUCUGAAUCGGAUUUUCCGUCGAUUUCACUGUUUCAAAGGGAUGACCGGCGUCGCCCCCACCAACAUGGUGCCCAUCAUCAACGGCAACGCGUACAUCUCCAGCCGCCCAGAGCCCUCCAAUGGUAUUUCUAUUCGAACAACCGCCGAUUCCGAUUUUUAA
Molecule: messenger RNA, 1686 nt
Organism: Caenorhabditis auriculariae
Lineage: Eukaryota; Metazoa; Nematoda; Chromadorea; Rhabditida; Rhabditidae
Source: the annotation of a GenBank genome assembly